Molecule: messenger RNA, 3552 nt
Organism: Salvia miltiorrhiza (redroot sage)
Lineage: Eukaryota; Viridiplantae; Streptophyta; Magnoliopsida; Lamiales; Lamiaceae
Product: presequence protease 1, chloroplastic/mitochondrial
Exons: 19
Coding region: 163-3399 (1078 amino acids)
Biological process (GO): protein processing
Cellular component (GO): chloroplast; mitochondrion
Molecular function (GO): metal ion binding
Source: RefSeq, a predicted model, not a curated record
UAUUUUUCCCUCCCUUCUCUAUCAUAAACCCCCAAACUCCGAACAAAAACACACGGUAGAUAUAUCACCAUAUAACCAUUUUACACACGACAAUAUCUACACACUUGAGCUCACAGCCUCUCCAGUUCUCCGCCGUUUCCCCCCUUUUUUCUUAGACCUGCGAUGGAGCGUGCGGUGCUCCUCCGCUCCUUCUCCUCCACAUCCCCCGCCUCCUCCGCACUCGCAUCCACCAGAUUCUUCUCCCGCUCCGCUCACCGCCUCGCGCGCAUCCCCAGACGACACCGUCUGCUCCCCGGCGCCCGCCGCGGCUCCCUCCUCCGACGACACAUCGGUCUCAUCUCGCCGGCCUGCCGUCCUUCUCUUCACCUGAAAGGACAGUUCUGCCCCCUCUCCAUACGCGCCGUUGCUACCUCGUCCGUCCAGCCUUCACCUGAUAUUUUGGGAGCGGACGAUGACGUGGCGGAGAAGCUCGGGUUUGAGAAAGUAUCGGAGGAAUUUAUCGAGGAGUGUAAAUCUAGAGCUGUGUUGUAUAAGCACAAGAAGACUGGCGCUGAGAUCAUGUCUGUUUCCAAUGAAGACGAGAACAAAGUAUUUGGCAUUGUUUUCCGCACUCCUCCAAAAGAUUCGACGGGAAUUCCGCACAUUCUAGAGCACAGUGUAUUAUGUGGUUCGAGAAAGUAUCCUUUGAAAGAGCCUUUUGUUGAGUUGUUAAAAGGGAGCUUGCAUACAUUUUUGAACGCUUUCACAUAUCCUGAUAGGACUUGCUACCCUGUUGCUUCCACAAAUACAAAGGAUUUCUAUAACUUAGUAGACGUGUACUUAGAUGCAGUCUUUUUCCCCAAAUGUGUGGAAGAUGUUAAAACAUUUCAACAAGAAGGCUGGCAUUAUGAACUGAAUGACCCUUCGGAGGACAUCACAUAUAAAGGUGUUGUUUUCAAUGAGAUGAAAGGUGUCUACUCUCAGCCUGAUAGCAUACUAGGCCGAGCUUCCCAACAGGCCCUUUUUCCUGACAAUACAUAUGGUGUUGAUAGUGGUGGUGACCCGCAAGUUAUUCCUAAUUUAACUUUUGAGGAAUUCAAGGAGUUCCACCGUAAAUACUAUCACCCUAGCAAUGCCAGGAUAUGGUUUUAUGGAGAUGACGAUGCAAAUGAAAGACUACGCAUUUUAAGUGAAUAUCUUGACAUGUUUGAAGCAAACUCAGCUCCUGAGGAAUCAAAAGUAGAUUAUCAGAAACUGUUUGCGAAACCGGUUAGGAUUGUUGAGAAAUAUCCUGCUACUGACGGGGUUGACAUGAAAAAGAAGCACAUGGUGUGCCUUAAUUGGCUCCUCUCAGAAAAGCCUCUAGACUUGGAAACUGAGCUAGCCCUGGGAUUUUUGGAUCAUUUAAUGACGGGAACUCCUGCUUCUCCUUUGAGAAAAAUCCUGUUAGAGAGUGGUCUAGGGGAUGCAAUUGUUGGUGGGGGGAUUGAAGAUGAGCUCCUUCAACCUCAGUUUAGUCUUGGACUGAAAGGUGUAUCAGAAGAUGACAUUCAUAAAGUAGAAGAAUUAAUCUUAAAUACAUUAAGAAAGCUGGCAGAUGAAGGCUUCGACACUGAUGCUGUGGAAGCAUCAAUGAAUACAAUUGAGUUCUCUCUAAGAGAAAACAAUACCGGAUCAUUUCCUCGUGGCCUAGCGCUCAUGCUUCGCUCCAUGGGGAAGUGGAUUUAUGACAUGGAUCCAUUCGUGCCAUUAAAGUAUCAAGAACCUUUACAGGCAUUGAAAGUUAGAAUAGCUGAAGAAGGCUCAAAAGCAAUAUUUGCUCCCUUAAUAGAAAAAUUCAUUUUGAAUAACCCACACCGUGUAACUAUUGAAAUGCAGCCUGAUCCAGAGAUGGCUUCACGAGAUGAAGCAGCUGAAAAAGAAAAUCUGGAAAAGGUGAAAGCUAGAAUGACUGAAGAGGAUCUUGCUGAACUAGCUCGUGCUACUCAUGAACUGAAGUUGAAACAGGAGACUCCCGACCCACCAGAAGCUCUGAAAUGUGUACCAAGCCUGUCUUUAAAAGAUAUUCCUAAAGAGCCUAUACAAAUUCCUAUUGAGGUGGGUGAUAUCAAUGGGAUAAAGGUGUUGCAGCACGACCUUUUCACAAAUGAUGUUCUAUAUGCUGAAGUUGUGUUCAAUAUGAGUGCACUGAAGCAAGAGCAUCUUCCUUUGGUACCAUUAUUCUGCCAAUCACUGCUGGAGAUGGGUACCAAAGACUUGGACUUUGUGCAGCUGAACCAGUUAAUUGGAAGAAAAACUGGUGGGAUAUCUGUAUAUCCUUUCACGUCAUCAGUCCGAGGGAAAGAUGACCCAUGCAGCCAUGUAAUUGUUCGAGGCAAAGCAAUGUCUGAACGUGCUGAAGAUCUAUUUAAUUUGGUCAACCGUGUUAUUCAAGAUGUUGAAUUGACAGACCAAAAGCGAUUUAAGCAGUUUGUUUCGCAAAGCAAAGCAAGAAUGGAGAACCGAUUAAGAGGCAGUGGACAUGGCAUUGCAGCUGCAAGAAUGGAUGCAAAGCUCAAUGUUGCUGGUUGGAUCUCUGAGCAGAUGGGUGGUGUCAGUUACCUGGAAUUUUUACGAGCUCUUGAAAGUAAAGUUGAUGACGACUGGCCCAAUAUAUCUUCUUCUCUUGAGGAGAUACGAAGAACGUUGUUUACAAAAAAUGAUUGCCUGGUAAAUCUUACAGCUGAUGGGCAAAAUCUUAAGAACACAGAGAAGUAUGUUGGUAGAUUCCUUGAUAUGCUUCCUAGCAGCUCUCCAGUUGGAUCAACUGCUUGGAAUGCUCGACUCCCUCCCACAAAUGAAGCUAUUGUAAUACCUACUCAGGUGAACUAUGUUGGAAAAGCAGCAAAUCUUUUUGAGACUGGCUAUCAACUUAAAGGCAGUGCAUAUGUCAUCUCAAAAUACAUAAGCAAUACAUGGCUGUGGGACCGUGUGCGAGUCAGUGGUGGAGCCUAUGGAGGAUUUUGUGAUUUUGACACUCACUCAGGUGUCUUCUCAUUCUUAUCAUACAGAGAUCCCAAUUUGUUAAAGACACUUGAUAUAUAUGAUGGAACAAGCAACUUUCUGAGAGAACUUGAAAUGGAUGAUGAUGCUCUCACUAAGGCAAUUAUUGGAACCAUCGGGGAUGUCGAUUCCUAUCAGCUGCCUGAUGCCAAGGGAUAUAGCAGCUUGAUGAGGCAUUUGUUAGGAGUCACCGAGGAAGAGAGGCAAAUUAGAAGAGAAGAAAUUUUGUCAACGAGGUUGAAUGACUUCAAAGAAUUUGCUGAUGUUAUUGAGGCAGUUAAGGACAAAGGUAUUGCGGUUGCUGUGGCGUCGUCUGACGAUGUUGAUGCUGCUCACAAGACGUGUCCCGAAUUCUUUCAAGUGAAGAAAGCUCUCUAAGAUACUGAACUUGUUUGAAUAUUCUUUCCCAGAGCGGUUUUUGCCCGUACACGAUGCCACUUUGAUCUAUAUGUUACAAAUACAUUACAUUCCUUCAAUUUGCAAAUUAAGGAAUGCAUUCGUAAGAUCAAAUGUACUUUAUACUUUUUCGCC